AUGCUCUUCAGAAUUACCACAUCACCACCACUCACCACCACAUCACUACCAUCACACAUCACGUGGAAUAGUGAAAGAAUAGGAAGAACUGAGAGGACAACUAUAUCACCAUCAUCACCGCCACCAUUCACCACCACUACAAAGCGAAAAACCACACCCCCGUCAGUAGCUUCUCCCACCGAAGUGCUGACGAAGGGCAAUGGUCUUGAGCUCCUCUCCGAUCGGGAACUUCAGAAUCUUGUGGCCACGGGUUUCGGGCUCAAAAUUUCAGGGUUCGAACAGGACACAACCACCAGCGGCUCCACCACCACCUCCACCACCUCCACCACACCCCCUCCUUUAACCCCUAGCUCCAGGCCACUCCAGAGAUCCGCCUACCUCACAGGUGAAGCUGAAGGAGGCGCCGCAGGUGAAAAGGACGCUCCCUCCUCCUCCUCCAGAAAAGUGAACGACGAGGACACAACUAAAGGAGAGGAAAAUACAGGGAAGGAUGAGAAGGACGUGAGUCUGGAUGAGGUGCGCGAGUACUCCGUGGCCCUGUACCGCCACCUGCAGGACCAGCUGAAGGCGCGGCAGCUGGCCACGCCCCACAGGCUGCGCAGACCCAAGCGGCGCAGAGUGACGCGGCAGACCACCCUGGCAGACACCGGGGAGCUGGACAUAGCCAAGAUGCUCGCCCACGGCAUGACCUACGUGCCUCCUACGGAUCCUAAAGUUCUCCGUGACGCCCUAUGGAAACUUCUUCAGCUCGCCAAUGACCAGAAGAAGAAAGGAUACUUCUAUCUCAAGCCCAACGGUCCCCCUGUCCCGCCGCCAGCGCCCCCUGAGAGCCGCGAGAACCCCGACGUGUCCAGGUUUGCGCCGGAGAAGCUGCAGGAGAUUGAAAGCUUUGGGGUGGAUGCGAGUUUACCGUCACAGGAGGACACGGGGGAGGAUCUGCUGCCGCUGCUCCAUUUGGUGGCCGCCGCGCAGCGUUCUCAAGGCAGCGGGUACCUCCCCCCGCCCGUGGAUACACUAAGUGGCUCCACAGGCACACGCGCCCCGCAGCAGCACUGGUGCCCCUAUCCGGAAGUUCACGCGCAGGCCUACACCGCUCCGCCCACACCUCGCCCCACCCCGCCCACACUCCCAUCCAGACCCACUAUCCCUGAGCUGGACUUCCCUCUCCCCACAAUCCCCACCACAUUCAGGCCCAUCCCCGGGGCUGUUCCCUUCACACCGUCGCCCCCUGCUACAACCGAAGUCGAGUUUCCUGACUACUUCGGCAACUACGACUACGACGGCGUAGACUCUGGGCUGUCUGGGGCGCGAGAACCAGACGAGGACCAGGCUUUCAUUAUCCUGGUGGACGGCGAGGACGGGGAGGCGGAGAGGGUGAAUAGUGGGCGCUUCCCUUCACCAAAGCCGGAGGAUAACGCCCAACAGGCCAUCAUUCUGGUGGAUCCUGCUGGCGCUGAAGGGGGCCUGGCGGGGCGGCGGUUUCGCGGCUCGCAGGUCAUCCUGGUUGAGCCUCCUAAAGAUGAUCACGAGGGUACGGGGGUUCUUCCAAAGCCACGCAACGCCAUCAUCCUGGUGGAGGAGACGCCCGAAGGAUCACCUCAGGAUGCAGGAGUGAGUGGGAUCCCACCCCAGUCCACAGCAAUCAUCCUUGUGAACGAAGAUGAAGGGGAACAGGGAGAGGCACAGGUCCAGGUCGGCACUGGGCUUCGCGACACUAGGUCCUCGUCUGUGAUUCUCGUGGAUAAGGACUCCGGUAGGUUCUUCAGUCCCUCGGAAGUGAAGGCAAGGGACUCAACAGUGAUCCUCGUAAACGGGGACACCGAGAGCCUCACACAGGGCAGCGCGGAGGUGUCCCAAGACCAGGUGGCGCCGAGGGACGAAGGGCGCCACACGGUCGUGCUGAUAGAGCCAAAGGGUGAAGGUCCCUCUGACGGAGAGGAAGACAGCUCACGGGAGGCAAAGGAUGAGGAAAGGAAGGCCAUCAUUCUGGUGACUUCUGACGGCGAGGGAGGAAGGAAGGUCGAGGCCAAGACGGCGAUCAUCUUGGUGACGGAGGAGGAGAAAGAGGAUGAGAAGAAAACCAUAAUCUUGGUGAAGGAGGAAGACGAACAGAAGAAGACGAUCAUUCUGGUGAAUUCUGAGGAGAAGGAAGAGGAGGCGGGGAGUGAAGGCAAGGCGGCGAUCAUCCUGGUGAACAACGAGGAGGGGAAUGUGAGGAAACAGGAGGAGGAGAAGAGAGCGGAAAGAAAGAAGAGUGGAGACAAUGCCGCGAUAAUCCUAGUGGAGUCUGAGGACGGCACGCUGCGGGUGGGGGGGCGAGGGGAGGCGCUGGAGGACGCUGGGGGCUCCGUCAUUAUCCUGGUGCAGGAAGACAGCGACUCUCUCGCCCUGCAGACUACUGAGACCCUCACCCAGCUCAACCAGCCUGCCGCCCAGCCCGCCCAGCCGCUGCGGGAGAGCCAUAGGAGCCAGGUAGUCAACGCCCUGCUGCGGCCCACCGGCAUCACUCUCAAGGCCCUGGCGGAGCUACGUGGCGGCGGCAUCUCUGGAGAGGCGCUGAGAGCGUCACUGGAAGGAGCGCGAAGGGGGCGGCGUCUGACGGCUCGCACCAGGCGGCUGAGGCCACAGCGGCGCCGCUGGGCCGCCAGGUCGCGAAUCCUGGGCCUUGAGGAUUCCUGGGAGACAGCGGCAGGUGCAGGAGAGGAGCAGGAAGACGCCACGUCCCUUGGGGAGGAGCGCUACCUCAGCGACCCAGACGACGACCUGCUGGAGCUGCUGACGGGAACACGCGAGCGGCAGAGGGGUACCACGGCCGACACCCGCGACCACUCCGGCGGCAGGGAGGAGUAUCUGAUCGGCGGGCGGGAGUUCAGCAGGGCAGGGGGAGAGUUCCCCUCCGCACGGAGGGAGAGCGGGAGGAGAGCAAGCCCAGAGUUCUCCAGCGGGAAGAGGAAGAGGAGGAGGAGGAAGCGCCUAAGGGGCAGCAGGGAGCUGGCGGCUGACGGGAGGAGCCGUGAGGAGGCAAACCCGAGGGGCGACUACGAUGGCUUCGGCACCUCGGGCACCCCUGCCUUUCUGCCCCCCCUCUCCCCGCUCCCCCCCCACCGGCCCAUCCAGCCCAGCAAUCCCUGACAAGAUCCGGGAGAUCAGCCAGGCGGUGCAGGCCAGGGCGGCGGCCUGGACCAGCCGCGCCCUGCAGCGGUCCAGGCCAGCCUACAGGGGGGAAGGCAGGCAGUGACGCCAAGGCCCGGGGAGUAUCACGGCUGCGUCACUGCACGUCACCACCCUGACGCAGGAAGGAUGACGCUCCAGUGAACUCAGUGCUUCAUCCCGUCCAGUUACUGAUUCGAGAGAGUGAGCGAGACAGUGAAGCCAAGCAGCAAGCGGGGCCGCUGUCUCGGCGGGGCGGCGGCCGCAGGUCACGGAAAAUAAGUGACGAUAAUUAAACCUGAUAUGGGGAAUGUGGACAAUUCACAAACUUAUUUGAGUGAUGAUAAACUGAUGAUUGUGACGGAAAAUCACGAUGGUAUUGCUCAUAACUAUUAUUAUUAUUAUUAUUAUUAUUAUUAUUAUUAUUAUUAUUAUUAUUAUUAUUAUCAGUCAACAAGUAUUAAAGUAUCUACACAUAAACAUUACAUUUACACAUAUACAUUUUUUCAUUUAGGAAAAAUAGCAGCAAUCAUACAGAAAAAAUGAUACACUUGUGUCCUGCUCUUUGUUCUUCUCACCGAUACUAAUCUCUUGUGUUUGCUUGUUUGUUUGUUUGACUUCGUUGAGUUUUUGUUUGUGAAGAUGUUUUUUUGUUGUGUUUAACUUUGUUUCCUAUGUUCUGUUCAAUGUAUACUAUUAUUUGUUUGUUUAUUAUACUGCGCUGGCACGCUAAAAUGUGUGUGUGUGUGUGUGUGUGUGUGUGUGUGUGUGUGUGUGUGUGUGUGUGUGUGUGUGUGUUUCAAUCUGUAAAUAUGUAGAAACAGUUAAUAUUUCUAAU
Messenger RNA from Scylla paramamosain (green mud crab), 3988 nucleotides. RefSeq lists its product as uncharacterized. The coding region runs from base 1 to 3132 and encodes 1043 amino acids. The record is from RefSeq and is a predicted model, not a curated record. The transcript is spliced from 5 exons. Lineage: Eukaryota; Metazoa; Arthropoda; Malacostraca; Decapoda; Portunidae.